AUGGAUAUGAAUGAAGUUGAAAAGAAAGAACAAGAAGAUGGCAAUGGGAAAGUUGUAGUAGAAGCUAAAGACGAGGAUGAGAAAGAAGUUGGUUUGAGUACAACAAUGAAUCUGCUUACUUCCCAACUAGAACAGACAUUCAAAGAAGAAGUGGCAGAAUUAGAAGAGGUAUUAGACGAGAAAGAAGAGGUUCUUGUUGAAGGACUUACUAUAGUCACUUGUGAAGAGGAUGCACAAGCUUUAAUUUUAUCUCAAGAAGAACCCGAACUUGAAGUAGAAGAUGAAGAGAAGGUGUUGCCUAUCACCAACAUGAUAAUGGAUUUUGAUCAUGAUGAGAUAAAUUUAAAGGAGGGUCCAAAACAGUCACUUAUUGAAGAAGCUACAGAUCAUGUUGAGUUGACCAUUGAAGAUGGAAUUCUACCCAAGGACGUCUAUGACAAUGAAGAUAUGAGUUCGUUAUUGGAGAUGAAGUGCCAUACAAUGAAGUUCAUAUUAGAGAGAGACGAAGACUGCAACAGUUUGUUGAUGAGCUUAGCAUUCAAGGAGCAUACUCUAGCUCGUGGCUAA
This is a messenger RNA of Linum trigynum, 567 nucleotides long. NCBI's taxonomy places the organism in Eukaryota, Viridiplantae, Streptophyta, Magnoliopsida, Malpighiales, Linaceae. The record is from the annotation of a GenBank genome assembly.